GAAACACUAUAUCGAUUUUUCUGUGCGUUGUAAAAAUAAAGUCAAGCGUCGCACCGUUUUGUACAGUCAAACUUACAAGGAUUGUCUAGCAAUGUUUUAAUAUAACAACAAACACAAUGGAUCGUGGAACUUCCAAGGGGCGGGCGGUGGAGAAGUUCGCUGAGGUGUGUCGGGAUGUCCUGACUGAGCCUGAGCGGCUGGGUCUCUAUAAACUCCUCAGUGACUAUCACCGGAGGCGGAGGGUAGAACGACUGGUCCCGGGACUGUUCAAGGUCAUCCGGGAGGAAAAUCGCAUGGAGGUCAUCCACGUGCUGCGUCAGCUGAUUCCGUACACGCACCUGCCAGAAUUCGACAGACAGACCCGACAGAGAAGGGCCAGGGGUCAACUCAAAACCUUCUUCUGGGACGACGAGGACGAUGGGAUAGGAACAACAGUCAGCUUCAGCAGUGAGGACGAGUCGGAGGGGGAGAAAAGUCAGAAAACAGAGGAAGAUUCACGUGAAGUAACCCUACACAGGGACAGUCCAUCACAGAAUCUAGGGUUCAGUAUCAGGGGCGGAUCCGAACAUGGUCUGGGGGUGUAUGUCAGCGAGGUUACGCCCGAGUCUUUAGCGGCUGAAGCUGGACUGGAGUUUGGUGACAAGAUCUUGUCAGUGAAUGGCGUCAGUCUGAAGGAUAAGUCCAGCAGUAUAGUGGCGAGUCUGCUGACCCGCAGUCCGGAAAUCAACAUGGCGGUCAGGAUGACAGGGCACCUGCCAAAAUGGCGGCUAGUCAAGGAAAAGACCGCGUGGUUUGACCACGAGAAAAAGACGGUAAUAUGUGGGGAGUUUGAGAAGUCCGGAUCUGCACAUUACAUUAAGGGUCUAGACAUGGAUAUCCCCGAGCGAAGAGUGACAUUAAUCAAUGACGGAGUUCUGGGGCUCAAUAUAAGGGGAGGGUCAGAGUUUGGACUGGGUAUUUACGUGUCAAGCAUUGACCCAGGGGGGCAAGCAGAACGCCAGGGGGUAAGGGUAGGAGACCAGAUAGUGGAAGUUAAUGGUGUUAAAUUCGAAGACGUUACACACGCUAGAGCUGUGGAUGUUCUAACAAGUCAGGACCACAUAAUUAUAACACUGAGAGAUGUUGGUCGAUACCCGGCUUUUAAAGAGGUGUAUGGAAAAUAUUCUUGGAUUCAAGGAAACCCUAAAGUCGGAACACGCAAAAACAAAGCACUGCAUGUAAAAGUUCCGGUGGAGGUUUUGUCUCAUCGGUCACAUGACCAUAAUUCUGACAGCGCAUACAAUGACGGACUUCCUUUGCAAUCCGAAAUUUAUCUUCCAAGUUCCAGCCAAGCGUCAGGAAAAGGGAGAGUAACAAUAGAGGACAGCGAUGUGGACGAUUUGGGGUCUGUCAACUUGGAAAUGUGGAAACAUGCAGAGGGGUUCCAAAAUCCCGCUUAUCACUCAGACUUCCGGAAGAACGAAUACAGUUCUACUGAGUCUGAUUCAGAUGACGGAUCUGGAAUAAAAGGAGAAUACAAUAUGACGAACAUUGAUGCAAAAAUGAUGGAAGAAUUUGAACUUGCGGUUAUUGAGCGAAAGGAAGAUUCAGCGAUAGAUAUUGAAAACGAAACCGUGUUUGAUCACACUCCAAAAGAAGCAGACGACGAAGCGGUUUAUAUUUCGAAGACUUCAAGGCAGUACUCUUUGAGGAGCAAUGCAAAAGUAGAAGAAAAGACAGAGUGUUUGGAAUCAUCGGACGCUACAGAUAGUUGUUCGUUAAGUUUGAGUUGUUCACCAGAAACCAGACGCUACACAGCUUGGUCUGACGAAGAAUUAUUUAAAAAUCACGGAGAAGAUGAAAGUCUUAGCCCUGCGUCCUCUCGACGAAGUGUGGACGAAUAUUCAGAGCAAGAAUUUGAUUCAAGAAUGCACACUCCAAAUUUGAUGGAAUAUCAAAUAAACCGCCGAUCAACUUCGCCGGAAUCGAAUAUUCGGUAUGACCCUGGAAGAGAUGGAGAUCAUCUUCAAGAUGGCUUUGAGAUUCAGGAAUUUGUGGAAAAGAGCAACGCUUCUCCAAUUCAAAAAGAGGUGAAUCCAUAUGCUUCCAUUGAGAGACAACUUAGUACAGGAUUUGUAGUAAGUGAUGAGGAGAUUGUAGUCAUGCGAAGCUUUGAUAGACAGAUAGGUGAUUCAGAGGGAAUCUCUUCAUCUCUAAGUGAUACUGAACACUCUGUUCAGAAUGACACUGACUUGGAGUCAUCACCCGAAAAGAUGGAACAUAAAGUUGAAAAGAGAAACGUUCUUACGUACGAAUCAACCAGCUUCAAUAAUAGUAAGCCACAACUAUUACCGAUUGAAUUUCAGGACCAGACCAUGCUUCCAGUUAAUCACGAUGAAGUAGACAACCGAAGAAAGGAGAACCACAAAGAUUCAGGUUCUUCUCCGAUGACGGAGAUAUCAGGAAACAUAGGGAUGCCGAAGACUCCAGUAAAAGACAAAACUAAAGACUUGGCUUCAAAACGCAGAGCACGUGGGAACUGGAAAGUCCUAAGAGACAAAAUUAAAGGAAGUUUACGCAUCAAGCCACUCUCACGCAAAGGUCUAGAAGAAAGGUUAAGAGAAAUAGCUAGGGAACAUGAACAGUCAGAAAGGCAAAGAGUGUCCUCAAACAAGUUCCAGAAAACCACCGUGUCUUCAAACAGUGUGAAGGCACUAGAAGAGGCAGCUAAACGCUUCCUGGAUAUACAAGAACUGGCAGAUCUACUUACGCAGAUCAGAAUGUACCACGAAAGUCAUGAUCUGGACAGAUUGCUGGAGGUUCUACUAGCCAUGUUAGAUACCCCAGAGAAGAUAUUACUACUCAGAGAAAUAAGAAGUGUUAUUUUCCCUGUGGACAUCUACCGAUUCGAGCUCUCUGUCAGCAGAUAUGAAAAAGAAGCUUAUGAAAAAUUGUCGACCAAACUCCAUCUUUAUCUGAACCACGGCAAGGAGCGCAAGCCAAAGAAACACUUGCUUCACACCGAAACGGAUGAGCAUGGUCAUUUCUAUGUGAAGUCCGUGGAACAGUUCUCAAGGGAACAGGAACUGAAAAGGACGGUUGUAGAGGCCUUAUCUGGAGCCAAAGAUAGAGAUGUCGAUAGAGAUGACGAUAGAGAUGUCAGUAGAGAUGUCAGUAGAGAUAGAAAUAUUGAUCUCUAUAGGCAGGACUCCGGUCUGUGCAGCAGAACAGAUUCCAUUCAAGAAGAUACAAGAAGUGACAUAAUAUCCCUGAAGUCUAGUGAGCUAUCUCCAAGAAAAAUAACAGCUAACGUUUCCAAGAACAAACAAAACUUAGGUCUUUGUGUGUCGGGAGGAAUAGAGAGUAAAGCCCAACCUGACAUCAAGGUAGAACAGGUGUUAGAGGGAGGGGCAGCAGCGGACGAGCCUGCAAUACAGCCCGGAAUGGUCAUCUUGUCCAUCGAUGGCCACAGUAUGGUGGGGGUCAGACACUCCGUGGCGGUCAAUGCUCUCAGGUCCUCCUUCAGCAACAAACGGAAGGUCAAUAUGACCAUUGUAUUAAAACGAACAGAUACAUGACCUUCAGACAAGGCUUAAAUAACCACAAAGU
Messenger RNA from Saccostrea cuccullata (small rock oyster), 3588 nucleotides. RefSeq lists its product as uncharacterized. Gene Ontology annotation, cellular component: cilium; stereocilia ankle link complex; stereocilium tip. The record is from RefSeq and is a predicted model, not a curated record. NCBI's taxonomy places the organism in Eukaryota, Metazoa, Mollusca, Bivalvia, Ostreida, Ostreidae. The transcript is spliced from 17 exons. Gene Ontology annotation, molecular function: protein binding. Bases 117 to 3557 code for a protein of 1146 amino acids.